This is a messenger RNA of Fusarium venenatum, 1005 nucleotides long. The record is from RefSeq and is a predicted model, not a curated record. NCBI's taxonomy places the organism in Eukaryota, Fungi, Ascomycota, Sordariomycetes, Hypocreales, Nectriaceae.
AUGGGCAUUUCAUCAUCAACUCUUUCCUGGAAAUAUCGAGGAACUCCCUCAUAUAAGCGACAUCUAUGUCAGCAAAUAAGUCCUUCCACAGACUCAAGAGACCUCAAGUCGUUUAUCAAACCCCUGAUCACGUCAUUCACCACCGAGCUUGAAUAUUCGCCCGUUGCACCAACGAAUAAUGACGCUCUUUGGAAAGCAAUGUGCUUGUAUGCAAAUGGAACGGGCGUCUCGUAUGACGAAGGAACCCAUUCAGGGACAUGUUUCAAGAUAGGUUUCACAUAUCCAGUUGUAUGCUUCCCUCAUCAUCCUGUCGAGGUGCAGACAUAUAUCGGCAUCUAUUCCUGGCUCGGGCUACUCCUCGAUGAUGAAGCUGUCACUCAUCCAGAUGACUUCGAAAUGUUCCACCAAAGGUUUUGUGCUGGUGAGAAGCAGCCUAUACCUUUGCUACAGGGCUGGGCGGACCUCAUGACUUUAGUGUUUGAACACUGGGAUCCCUUGGUCGCUAACUUCAUUAUAACCGCUUCUUUGAACUUCCUGAACGCAAACGCACUCCAGGCUAGGGAAGAUUUUACUCACAUUGAGCGAACAAAGGCUGGGCGUAGCUGGGCGUGGUUCAUUCGAGAGAAGGAUGGUGUGGGAGAGGCUUAUGCUUGGUUUACAUUCCCAAAAGCACUGUGCGGUGAUAAAUCACGCUUCAUGGAGGUGAUACCCGAUCUCUCUAUGUGGAUUGGCCUCACAAAUGACAUACUAUCUUUUUGGAAAGAAGAGCAGGCCGGAGAAAAGCACAAUUAUAUCCAUACCAGAGGAUGGUAUGAUGAUAAAGACACUUGGUCUACUUUUGAAGAUAUAGUCGAUGAUGUGAGGUUGAAAACCCGCAAUAUGCGACUUGUGCUCAAGGGUAGGAACCCAUACCUGCAACUAUUGAACAGCCAUCUACUGGGAUACAUUGCCUUUCACAAACUCAACACGCGGUAUAGGCUAUGGGAGAUCGGCUUGGGAGAGUGA